Zophobas morio is the source of this 2347-nucleotide messenger RNA. RefSeq names its product trace amine-associated receptor 1. The transcript is spliced from 8 exons. Gene Ontology annotation, molecular function: G protein-coupled peptide receptor activity. Gene Ontology annotation, cellular component: plasma membrane. Lineage: Eukaryota; Metazoa; Arthropoda; Insecta; Coleoptera; Tenebrionidae. The record is from RefSeq and is a predicted model, not a curated record. Gene Ontology annotation, biological process: neuropeptide signaling pathway. Bases 231 to 1577 code for a protein of 448 amino acids.
UUUGGACUUUCGCAAGUUCGGUGCUGUUUCGUGGACGAGAUCGUUAAAAACUGCUGAAACUUUUUGUUUGUGGCUUUGGGGUUUUAGCGUCAAGGAUAAUCGGAAUCUGCAUGUGCAUAGACUCGGCGUUCUGCGGGAAAAUGCUAAAGAGGAGGCUGGAGAGCCAGUGCGUCAACGACUACAAGUCUAGGUAGCAAUAAGUCGGUGCGGCAAGUCGGAGAAGGUGCGAGAUGCAUCACAAAACGACGAUUCUUGUGGCGCCAGCUCUGCAAAAUAUUAGCUGUACGCACCCGAGGUACAGCCAAGCGAGCUUCCUGUCGAUGCUGGGGCCCGGUGAUGUGUUGCAGGCGUUCAUCGUGCUGAUGCUCACCGUCGGGGUCCUGGCGGCCAACGUGCUGCUCAUCCUCGUCAUCAACAGCAGGAGGUACUCCAAGUAUAUACAUUCGCAGCCGCGCUAUCUCCUGACGUCUCUGGCGAGCAACGAUCUGGCGAUGGGGUUGCUGGUCACCCCGUUUGCGGUCGUGCCGUCGCUGAGACACUGCUGGCCGUAUGGGGAAUUGGUUUGUCAGAUACAGGCUUUGCUCAGAGGUGCUAUAAGUCAACAGUCUGCAGUUAUCUUAAUAUGCAUGGCCAUGGAUAGGUAUCUCUGCAUGCUCCACCCCGCCAGAUAUCACAAACACUCGAGCAAAAAGGGGUGCGUCGCCAUCAUUAGUAUGACCUGGAUCAUGUCCGUGACGGUGUUCUCCAUCCUGGUGCUCCCGCGCGGCGGCUUCUACUUCAACCCCACGGGGAUGAUGGCCUGCGAGCCCUUCUACACCCGAGCGUCCAUCAGGAUUCUGGCGGCUUGUGGCUUCUACUUCCCCACGACCAUGAUCCUGAUGUACUGCUACGGGUCUGCUUUCCACGUCAACAAGCUGCGUUUGAGGAAGUCCGGUUGCAGCACCAUCGCCAGUCCGGACGACUACGGAGGGGCCAGCAUCGAGAAGGUGUCGAGAUUUGGGAGCGAAAUCGACUCAAGGGUAGAAGAACGUUUUAAACGCCGAUGCAGAGUCCCAAUUUCGCAGCUCGUGACCCAGGAAAGGCGGCUGAGCACGACAGCGUCCAGGACAAUGGCGGCGAUGUCCUUGGGAUUCAUCGUCCUUGUCACUCCGUGGACCAUCCAGGAAGUCGUUGCCGCCUGCACGGGAUCGAGAGCCCCCGCCGCUCUCGACUUCUUGGCGACUUGGCUGGCGUUAAGCAACAGCUUCUGGAAUCCCUUUCUGUAUUGGCUUUUGAAUAAUAAUUUUAGGAGGAUAAGUAGGGAACUUUUAUUUAGCAGAUUCUUUUGUAAGAAACCCAAAGAAUCGAAGCCCCACCUCCAGCAGCACUGCUGCAGCAACAGCAGCUCGGGGGUGCUCCACAACCAAGGCUGUGAUCUCGAAGGUCUGUCCGAGAAAUACUGGGGCGAAAUCCUGGAGAGGACCCUGUCGUCCAGCUCGCUCCAGGCCCUGCAGAGGGCCUACUCGCACUCCCGCAUGGAGAGAUGCAACGGCUUACAGGAAAUGAAAGUGUUCGAUACGGCAGUUCCGGAUUUAUGAAAGUUGGACAAGACCACGCAGACGUUUGACUUGAUGGCGCCGGACAGCAUGGGGAGCUCCUGCGAAACGGCCACUUUGUCGAAAUGAUGCUGCGUGGUCGAUAGGGCGCCGGUUUAGGGGAUGAUUGGGAUGUGCUGGGUGGAUUUGGUGCAAAGGCGGCGGAAUAACAAUUGAUAAAAGCGACAUGUGUUAUUGUUUUUGUUGGCACCAAAUUUUACUAAUUUGAGAUUGGUAGAUCGGUAUGAAGUGGCGUCUAACGUUUGGAGGAAGGUUGGCGCUGAUUGGUUGGCUCAAGGUCAGGUUUGAGGAGUGUCUCCGGGUGACUAGCUGGCUUGGUUGCAACGAUAGAGCGUUGUACAUAUCGAUGAAACAACAGAGAUGACUUUUUUGUCGACGUUUCAUGACUUCUGUAGUACGAAAAAUGUGGUCUGUCUGUCUGUCUGCCGUCUGUAUCAAUUUUUAACAAUUUUUCGUUUUCCAAUUUUUUUAUUUUUCCAUUUUUCAGUGUUCUGGCUUCAUAAUUUUCCGACUUUAACUUUUAAAUUUUUUAAUUUCCCAACUUCCAAAUUUUUGAAUUUUUUUUAUAAUUUUGAUUUUCUCUCUUUUGCCAGUUUUUCGUUUUUCCAUUUUUUUUAAUUUUUUUAAUGUUUCUUACGAUUUUAUAAUUUUUCGUUUAUUCAAUUCAUCAAACUUUCAAUUUUUUAUUUUUCAAUUCCUCGAUUUUCCGAUUUUUUAUUUGCUAUUUCGAUUUUACAAUACAUAUUUGGUUU